Arctia plantaginis is the source of this 1272-nucleotide messenger RNA. Lineage: Eukaryota; Metazoa; Arthropoda; Insecta; Lepidoptera; Erebidae. The record is from the annotation of a GenBank genome assembly.
AUGGGCGCUCCCGCAUGGGGAUCCCGUGGUGGCGGAGGCGAUCGACCGCGACUACUGCGCAUGACGCCACUGCGUCACAGCUUUGCUGCGCCCGCAUCACCGCCCGCGCCACCCCCAGUAAGAACUCAUGACUAUGCAUCCGACGCAGAUACUACCAAAAAAGAGGAUGGAUGGAACGCAAAUCUAUCGCAAAGAUGGCGAAAACUACGUCGUCGAUGCUCCCGUCUACGACCGGGGUCGGGCAAUCGAGAGGCAAGUCCUGUCCGAUGUUCGCCAUCACCUCCUAGACCACCAUCUCACUGCUCUCCUGCACCACCUUCUAAAUUGUCCUUCAGACACCGGGGAAAAGUUUACACUACAGCAUCUUUACGUGUAACCAGUGGAGCUCCAGAUAUUUUGCGAGCUUUGGGAAAACUUGGUGGAGGAUUGCGACGGAGAGCAUUAUCCGCACAUGACGUGCUAGCGCCACCACAGCAGCAACCAUCUACUUUUUAUGUUCCUAGUCCUACAGCCACACGGCAUCCGCCGUCACCGUCUCCACCAAGACAAUCAACUACAAUACGGAGGCGAUGUAGUUCCCCAAACGUUUACAGAGCCAAGGAUUCUGGUGGCGUAAAAGAUCGUGCACCUCUAAUCACUCAGGAAGAUGAAAGCCGCGAUGUAGUCGACUUCUCUUAUAUUCCAGAAAGAAGAAAGAAUAAUUCGGAAGGAAGAAGUAGGCGUCCAUACAGUGAGAACGUGGAAUUAGAUGUUCCAUACAGAAAUGGAUACAAUCGCCUAUCGCCCUGUGAGGUUUCGCAGAGGUUAUGGGAGGAACCGUACCGAUUACCAAGAGUACAGUCACGACAAGAAUCAAUGCAGCACUUACGGAAUGGAGUGGCAGAGUUACGUGUGAGUGCAACACCGAGGUCUGCCCGCCCACCUCCUGCGCCACCGAUAUCAGUACAAGUCGGAAAACGACCACCAGCACCCGAACCCAGAGACACACACUCAUUUGAGGUGCGAUUUACGAAGUCAGCAGGUGGAAAAGGUCUCGGUUUUAGCAUUGUGGGUGGUCGGGAUUCACCGCGGGGCGACAUGGGCAUUUUUGUUAAAACCAUUUUCAAUAAUGGCCAGGCAGCUGAGUCUGCACUUAGAGAAGGUGAUGAGAUCGUCUCGGUAAACGGUCGCGGUACAGCAGGCCUGACACACGGCGAGGCUAUCCGGCUGUUCAAGGAUGUGCGCGCUGGGCCGGUCCUGCUUCGAGUCACACGGCGCAUACAGCCUCGCUGA